GUCUAUUAUAAUCUCUCUCUCUCUAGCUCUCUCCCACUUUCUCUCUUUCUCCCUCUCUCUCUUCACAUCCAUAAUCCAAAAGGAAAAAAAACAAUUAACAUUAAAAAGCUUGUUAUUUGAAGGGAGGGUGAAAGAAAAAUAAAUAACUCAAAAAAAGGAAGUGUAUUUUCUAAAUUCAUAUGUAGAAAAAGAUUAUUAUUAGCAACAAAGAAUAUUAAUUAAGGGAAAAUGGGGGCAUAUAGGGCUGAUGAAGAUUAUGAUUAUUUGUUUAAAGUUGUGCUUAUAGGUGAUUCUGGUGUUGGCAAAUCAAAUUUGCUUUCUCGAUUUACAAAAAAUGAAUUUAGCCAAGAAUCUAAGUCUACAAUUGGUGUUGAAUUUGCAACACGUACCAUACAUGUUGAUGACAAGAUUAUCAAAGCUCAGAUUUGGGAUACUGCUGGCCAAGAAAGGUACCGUGCCAUCACAAGUGCAUAUUAUCGAGGAGCAGUGGGUGCCUUACUGGUUUAUGACAUAACUCGCCAUGUAACAUUUGAAAAUGUAGCAAGAUGGCUCAAGGAACUCAGAGACCACACAGAUCAAAACAUCGUCGUCAUGCUUGUCGGAAACAAGGCGGAUCUUCGCCACCUCCGAGCCGUUCCCACGGGCGAGUCGAGUGGUUUUGCAGAAAGAGAGAACACAUUCUUCAUGGAAACAUCUGCACUAGAGGCUCUCAAUGUAGAAAAUGCCUUCACAGAAGUGCUCACUCAGAUUUAUCGAGUCGUCAGUCGAAAAGCUCUUGAUAUAGGAGAUGAUCCGACUUCUGUGCCAAGAGGACAAACAAUUAACAUUGGCAAAGAUGAUGUAUCUGCUGUUAAGAAGGGUGGAUGUUGUUCCGGUUAAGCAAAAGGAUCGAUCCAGAGGCGAAUCCAGAAUCUAGAGUCAGCAGGUUCAGAAUGAGUGCGAACUUUUUUUUGGUAUACAUCUACAUAAUUGAACCUGUCCUAGAUCCGCCUCUGAAUUGAUCGAUCGAUCAACUAACUAGCUGAUGAUUCAACCAACUUGAUUUAAUCAGGGAUGCAAGUAUAUAUAUAUA
Molecule: messenger RNA, 1072 nt
Organism: Lycium ferocissimum
Lineage: Eukaryota; Viridiplantae; Streptophyta; Magnoliopsida; Solanales; Solanaceae
Product: ras-related protein RABA1f-like
Exons: 2
Coding region: 229-879 (216 amino acids)
Cellular component (GO): endosome
Molecular function (GO): GTPase activity; GTP binding
Source: RefSeq, a predicted model, not a curated record